Molecule: messenger RNA, 498 nt
Organism: Boeremia exigua
Lineage: Eukaryota; Fungi; Ascomycota; Dothideomycetes; Pleosporales; Didymellaceae
Exons: 2
Coding region: 1-498 (165 amino acids)
Source: RefSeq, a predicted model, not a curated record
AUGUCCAAAUCACUGCGACGGGUCGUAACCGGCCACAAGAACGGGAAGUCGAUGGUGCUGAUUGAAGACAAGCUCGAACCCCUGCCAGGCUUCGCGGCAAAUGCUGCAACUAUCUGGCAGAAUCACCGAUACCCAGCUGAGCUCGCCGAUCAUGAUGCUGCUGCGGCAGGUGGUACCCAGAUAUACACCAAAGGCUCCCUGAUUCGUGUCGUCGAUUUUCCAGCCAAUUCCACAGGUCACAAUCAUCGCACAAAAUCGCUCGAUUACGGUAUCGUAAUGGACGGAGAGAUCGAACUCGUGCUGGAGGAUGGAUCCAAGACAAUUGUACGGGCGGGAGACGUGGUCGUGCAGCAAGCCACUAUGCAUCAGUGGAAUAAUCAUACAGACAGACCAUGCCGGAUGCUCUUUGCUCUUCUUCUAUCCGAAGCUGCAGCCGGUCCUAAUGGGGAAGAACUAGGCGACUUCGGUGUUCCCAAGGUAUUUCAAGCGGAUCAAUGA